Rhododendron vialii is the source of this 1317-nucleotide messenger RNA. RefSeq lists its product as uncharacterized. Bases 391 to 1182 code for a protein of 263 amino acids. The transcript has a single exon. Lineage: Eukaryota; Viridiplantae; Streptophyta; Magnoliopsida; Ericales; Ericaceae. The record is from RefSeq and is a predicted model, not a curated record.
GAGUAUACUCUGCUGCCUCACCAACAUACUCUGAUCUCCACUGGCAAAAAUCUUCCAGAUGCUCUACUAAAAGCAAAAAAGCAUACUCCCAUCCCAUCCCGACAACCCAAAUUUUCACUUUCCCUUUUCUCUUUUGACUCCAAUUCAAAACCCACUCCACAUUCAUCACUAUAUAUAUAUAUAUAUUCUUUCUUUCUUGUAACACACAAUUCACCAUUCUUGAGCAUCAAAAGUAAAGUGUGGAGUCUGAUAUGGUACUGUUCACUUAGCCGUACGUGCCUCGGAUCUAACUGCAGCCCACGUUGAUAUCGAGGCACGUAAAUUCAGUGUUCGUUUCGUCUUUGGAUUAUCUUCUUGUUUUCUUGUACAAUUCAGAAACAAACAAAAGCAAUGGCAGUUGAUGUGUGCUCCUCAGAGAUUUCUAGUUUAGUUUCCAGUCCAAGAAUCUCAUUCUCUCAUUACCUCAACACCACAAACACCGUCCCGAUCGAGCCCCCUCUCUUCGAUUUCCAUUUCGACUUCAACUUCUGCAUUGGAAACAACUUCACGAAUCUCUCCUCUGCCGACGACAUUUUCUCCAACGGGAAAAUCCUCCCCGUCGAGAUCAAGAAGCACGUCACGGCUCCUCCCAACGAAACCAAACAGUGUGAGGCAACAAGUGCUUUUGAAAAUGCCAAUGAGGGAACCAAGAAAAAGAAACUGAAAGAGUUUUUGCGCACCGAAUUCGAUGCAGAGGAUCCGAAGCCAUUACCGAAAUCAUUUUGGAAGUACAGCCGAAGCAGCAGUCUGAACGGUGAGAGUUUUCGGAGUAAAGCCUUACUCCGGUCGUUACAGUUUUUAUCGCGGAGCAAUUCGACAGGAUCGUCACUUAAUCUGAAACAAACGGGGGUUUCGAAGAAUAAUCAGAAGCAGAACUCGUCCAAACAAUCUCCGGUCACCGCGUUAAAUUCACGAUCAUUGCCUUAUUCCUCUGGACAUGGACCUUAUCCCUAUGCUUCGCCGAAAAGGUCUCCGGUGAUGAAGAAUUUCAGAUCUAAUAGUAGUAAUGGUGUCGGAGUUCGAUUCAGUCCUGUUUUGAAUAUCCCUUACAGUUGCAUAGGCAUAGACAAAGGGAGUGUAACAAGUCUGUUUGGGUUUGGUUCAUUGUUUUGUAACGGUAAGGCUAAGAAGAAAAAGAAAUGAUUUGUGGGUACGUACAAUUUCUGCAUUAAUGUACUACCUAACCUACCUACCUACCUGUUUAAAAUACAGUAGCUAGUACUCCUAUUUGUUUGUUUAUAAAUUCCUAUCUCCUAUAUAAGCUUAUCGAUUGUUCCA